AUGGCCGAAGUCCAUUCUGCCUUUCAGUUCGAUAGCGCUUCCCACAAGCGAAAGCGAAGGUUGGCAGGAGAUGUGAGCGAGGAUUUGUUGUUCGGCCGCGAUCCGAAAAGGAGGGCAACUCAUUCCUUGCCAAUCCGUGUAUCACCGCCAUCCCGGACGCAGGUCUCCGUCCCUCCGGCCUUUUCCAUGUUCACGUCUAUCUACCAGCAGCCCCCAACGCCGGUAGACACGUCCGACGAUGAAAGUACUGGCCAUUCAAGGGAUCUACAUGAUCCGUCUUGCAAGGCGUUUUCCACGGCGUUCCAACAGCAGCCGAAUCAUAACGACGAGAACCGAGGGCCACAAUCAGGGAAUUCGUCGCUUGACGUCGAGAUGGAUCUCGGCCCUAUUGCCGGAGCACAGACGAAAGUAAGGCGAGCUCGAUCCAAUGAUAUCAUCGGUCCGUAUCGAGACUCGAACUUCCUCAGCUCUACUAUAAGUCCCUCCGACAGGGAAAGAGUCCCUACCCCCAUCAGUUGCAACUUUGAUCAUCGGGUGAACGAGUUGCCCAGCGUUCCGCGCCAUCAUUUCCCGCCUUUGCGCACGAAUCUGAGCCCCAUGAUCGAACAGGAAUCAUGGAUCACCCGCGACGGCCUGCCUAGUCCGGCGGAAGACCAGGAUCCGGACACAGCGAUGCUGCUUGACCACAACAAUAAUGGGUCAGGCGGUCGACACGCGACUAGAGAUGGUGGGUUUGAACCGCAACCAAUGGAGAGGCAUAUGGCCCAUCUCGAUGGGAGUUAUAGUCCUGGACGCUUAAGAACGGCGAAACUCCAUAUGGGAUUCCUUCAGGGAUGCGAAAAGUGUCUUCAAAAGGUUCCCGGCCAUUACAGCCAUAUACUGUGGACCUGA
Exophiala dermatitidis NIH/UT8656 is the source of this 891-nucleotide messenger RNA. RefSeq lists its product as uncharacterized. NCBI's taxonomy places the organism in Eukaryota, Fungi, Ascomycota, Eurotiomycetes, Chaetothyriales, Herpotrichiellaceae. The transcript has a single exon. Bases 1 to 891 code for a protein of 296 amino acids. The record is from RefSeq and is a predicted model, not a curated record.